Molecule: messenger RNA, 1249 nt
Organism: Python bivittatus (Burmese python)
Lineage: Eukaryota; Metazoa; Chordata; Lepidosauria; Squamata; Pythonidae
Source: RefSeq, a predicted model, not a curated record
CGCGAGCUGCCCAAUCAAUGGUGCAGGGAGGAAGCGGCCACGUGACAGAGCGCGCGGGGACUGCGAACCGGCACUUUGGAAGAGGUUUUGAGAUCCUGAGAUGUCAGAUGAAAUAUGCCCAAAAUAAAAUUAAAUGGUAUUACUAUCGAUUUUCCAUUUCCACCCUACAAAUGUCAGGAAGAAUAUAUGUCCAAAGUACUUGAAUGCCUGCAAAAGCAAGUGAAUGGAAUUCUGGAGAGCCCCACCGGCACAGGGAAGACAUUAUGCCUCCUGUGCUCAGCCUUGGCUUGGCAAGGACACUUCAAGGAUGCUGUUUCCGCACAAAAGAUUGCUCAGCGAUUGAAUGGAGCUGAACUCUUUUCGGACCAGCCCUUGUCGUCUUGGGGUAAAGCUGUCACGGGGACUGAUGUUCCAGCUUAUUACAGUGAUGUCCCUAAAAUAAUUUAUGCCUCCAGAACACAUUCUCAGCUUACUCAGGUCAUCAGUGAAUUAAAGAAUACUGUUUACAGACCCAAAGUAUGUGUGUUGGGUUCCAGAGACCAGCUUUGCAUCCACCCUGAAGUUAAAAGGCAGGAAAACAAUCACAUGCAGAUCCAUUUGUGUCGUUUGAAAGUGACAGCUCGGAUGUGCCAUUUCUAUAACAAUGUGGAAGAAAAAAGCACCGAGAAAGACCUGAUUAAUCCCAUCUUGGACAUUGAAGACCUUAUUAAAAAUGGAAACAAACACAGAGUUUGCCCCUAUUAUCUUUCUCGGAAUCUGAAACAGCAAGCAGACAUCAUUUUUAUGCCUUAUAAUUAUUUGCUGGACUCAAAGAGUCGAAGAUCUCACAAUCUGGACUUGAAGGGGACUGUAGUAAUACUUGAUGAAGCUCACAAUGUGGAGCGGUUGUGUGAAGAAUUGACAUCAUUUGAUUUGACUCCUUAUGACUUAGCUUCAGCUGUUGAUGCCAUCAACAUAGUGUUAGAAGACCAAGCCAGAAAAGUUGAACAGAAUGAAAUUAACUCUGAAUUCAACAUGGAACAUGUCAGUUCAGGACUAAACAUGGACCUUGAAGAUAUAGCAAAAAUAAAGCGGAUUCUUCUUCAGCUAGAAAGUGCUAUUGAUGCUGUAGAACUCCCACCAAGUGGAAGUGGACUCACGAAAGAUGGAAGCUACAUAUUUGACUUGUUUGCAAAGGCUCAAAUCACAUUCCAAACCCAGAAUUCUCUCAUUGAAUCACUGGAACAAAUUGUGCAAUAUUUAGCAGGCC